CUACUUAAAAAUAAUAUUUAACGAAAAAAUCAUAGUCGUGGUCAGUUGGUCAGAAUUUUAUGUUUUAUUUUAUCAUUAUUCUCAUCCUACUUUUUUCUUUCUUUAAUGUGUUUUAUUCCUCAAGUUAAUUUAAAUUUAAUGACAUCAAACCGCGCUGUUUCGAAUUCGGUGAAUAUGAUUAAUGUUCGAGUGCUUAUACGAUUGUGAAUUGUUUGCGACACAAGUUAAGCUAAAAAUGGAGCAUCACAAAAGGAAGCAAAAAUCUACUGCAGAUAAACCUAGUUUAAAAAAAUGCAAGUUUUGUACUUCACAAUUUACAAUGAAACGGGAGCUAUUAAAACACGAAAAAAGCCAUUCUAAAGAGAUUUUGAAUGGUGAGAAAGAUCAGAGUAAAGGCCAGUCGAAAGUUGAUCAAUGUGCCACCAUAAAAUGUGGAAUAUGUGGAGAAUUAUAUAAUAGUUCAGUGACUCAUAUUCAUCACAACUCUUUAAAGGAUAAUGUAAUUAUUAAAAACUAUGAAUGUUUAAUUUGCAACAAAUCUUUUACCAGUAAAGACUAUUUAUACAACGAGCAUAUGAAUAUACACACUGGUGAUCGACCUUAUGAAUGUGAACUAUGUGAUACCAGUUGCCACACUUCGGAGGAUCUAAGUAGUCAUAUGAAAUUGCAUGUUAGCCUAUAAUUAUUUUCAAAUUAAUGCAAUAUUACAUGUCUAAUGAAAGUUUUAUAAUUUGAGAUUUACCAAAAAGAGUUUAGUUCAGAAAUUUAGUUUAAUAAGCAUAUAUUUAUAUAUUUUAUUUAAUAAGCAUAUAUUUAUAUGUAAAGGCACAUAUUAAGUGAAUAAAUUAU
Ctenocephalides felis (cat flea) is the source of this 849-nucleotide messenger RNA. RefSeq names its product zinc finger protein 132-like. Gene Ontology annotation, molecular function: RNA polymerase II cis-regulatory region sequence-specific DNA binding; DNA-binding transcription factor activity. Gene Ontology annotation, biological process: regulation of transcription by RNA polymerase II. The coding region runs from base 182 to 682 and encodes 166 amino acids. The transcript has 2 exons. The record is from RefSeq and is a predicted model, not a curated record. Lineage: Eukaryota; Metazoa; Arthropoda; Insecta; Siphonaptera; Pulicidae.